AUGGAGAAUUUUGAAGAGCAUAUUCGUCAUAUUCUGUUUUAUUAUUUCAAAAAAGGGAAGAAAGCAAGAGAAAAGUUGCGUCGAGUUUACGACAGAAAUGUCAAAAAACGUCAGUGUAAAAACUGGUUCGCCCGAUUCCGUGAUGGUGAUUUUUCAAUCAAAGACGCUCAUCGCUCCGAUAAGCCUUCCAAAAUUGAUGACGAUGAAAUGAAAGCAUUGAUGCAAGCAAAUAAGUAUUCAACGGUUCGGGAGCUUGCUACCGCUCUAAAAGUGUCCGUUGGAAGUGUUUAUGGUCAUGGUUUAUGGUUUGAAAUCGCUAGGCUUCGUAAAGAAGCUCGAUGUUUGGGUACCGCAUGA
Atta colombica is the source of this 357-nucleotide messenger RNA. Its product is annotated as histone-lysine N-methyltransferase SETMAR-like. The transcript has a single exon. The coding region runs from base 1 to 357 and encodes 118 amino acids. NCBI's taxonomy places the organism in Eukaryota, Metazoa, Arthropoda, Insecta, Hymenoptera, Formicidae. The record is from RefSeq and is a predicted model, not a curated record.